Messenger RNA from Rodentolepis nana, 993 nucleotides. Lineage: Eukaryota; Metazoa; Platyhelminthes; Cestoda; Cyclophyllidea; Hymenolepididae. The record is from the annotation of a GenBank genome assembly.
AUGCUUCCGAUUUCGUCGUCUCCGUUGGUAGACCCAACUCCAAUUGACAAUAACUGUACUCAAGGUAUCCAAUGGAUUUGGAUUGUUUUUCGUCAAUGUGCUGUAACUCCAAAGGAGAUUACUGCUGUCUCAUUCGGUCUUAUAUCUGCAUGCAUUUGGAUCGUAUUUGCAUUCCCACAGAUCGUCGAAAAUUGUCGUAAAGGUAUUCCUGAUCAAGCUCUUUCUCCAAUUAUGCUUAUUUGCUUUCUAAUGGGGGAUGCAAUUAAUCUUCUUGGAUGCAUAUUCGUUCACCAACUUCCUCUUCAGGUGAUUAUGGCAGGAAUCGGGGUAACUAGUGAUUUCGUUCAAAUUUCACAAUUUCUCUAUUAUAAGUUUAUUCACAAACGUAUGCUGCGAAAUCUCCCCAAUCCCAUUGAAGUGACUCCAUCUGAUGACGCUGUUGGUAGUGGUCAAGUUGCAACUCGAUCUUCAUCCACUGUUGCACUCUGCUUGACUUUCGGAGUUGUUUGUUUCUUCAGCCCUAUUUUAUCAACCUUGGAAAGCGAUGCAAAUCCAGAAUUUUCUCAUUCCUCAUCAUCAUUUAUAACGCGUCAGCUUCUAUCUGCUGUGACCACUUCCACUCCGAAACCAAUUCCUGACUCGUUAUUUCCAACUAGUGGUCUUCUGAUUGGUUUCAUCUUAGGUUGGAUUUCGACCAGCAUCUACCUGUCCUCAAGAGUUUCGCAGAUACUUAAGAACUGGCGUCGAGGUUCAACAGAAGGCUUGAGUCCAAUUACUUUCAUUCUUGCAAUUUGUGGCAAUACUUCCUACACUCUUCAACUUCUCCUCACGUCUCUCGAUCGCGUCUUCAUCAUCCGAUCUCUGCCUUGGAUUUUCGGUGCUAUUUGCUGUGUUCUUCUUGAUCUCUUUAUCUGCUCACAAAUGUACCACUUUCGACGAAGACACUAUAUUCCUCUCCAGGAAGAAUCUGUCGUCGAACCAACCGCCUGCUAA